This is a messenger RNA of Merops nubicus (carmine bee-eater), 969 nucleotides long. It is a transcript of the gene CCR8, whose product is annotated as chemokine (C-C motif) receptor 8. Gene Ontology annotation, cellular component: membrane. The record is from RefSeq and is a predicted model, not a curated record. The transcript has a single exon. The annotation marks the transcript as partial. Lineage: Eukaryota; Metazoa; Chordata; Aves; Coraciiformes; Meropidae. Gene Ontology annotation, biological process: immune response; chemotaxis; G protein-coupled receptor signaling pathway. Gene Ontology annotation, molecular function: chemokine receptor activity.
UUCUUUCCUGCACAGGUAUCUGAGAUGAAUCCCACGAGCCAGUCCCUCAGCACCACAGAAUACGACUACGGGUAUGAUGAAAACACUGCUCCGUGCAGCGAAGGAAACAGCUUCCACAGGUUCAAAUCCCUCUUUCUGCCCAUCCUUUACUGCCUGGUGUUUAUCUUCUGCCUUUUGGGAAACUCCUUGGUCCUUUGGGUUCUCCUGACCAGGAAGAGGCUGACGAGCCUGCUGACCCUCGCAGCCUCCGAUCUCCUCUUCGUUGUGCCUCUCCCUUUCCAAGCCCACUACGCUUCAGACCAGUGGGCUUUUGGCAACGCUAUGUGCAAGAUAAUGGCUGGCAUUUAUUACACAGGUUUUUAUAGCAGUAUCUUCUUUAUCACCCUCAUGAGCAUAGACAGGUACAUAGCCAUUGUCCACGCCGUCUAUGCCAUGAGGAUCCGGACAGCCUCUUGUGGCAUAAUUAUCAGUUUAAUCCUGUGGCUGGUGGCUGGCUUGGUUUCUGUACCCAACAUCACCUUCAACCAGCAGCUGGAAGUGGAGCAGUCUGUGCAGUGUGUCUUCACGUACCCCCCCGGUGACAAUACCUGGAAGAUUGCUUCUCAGUUUGCAGCCAAUAUCCUAGGCCUCUUGAUCCCCCUUAGCAUCCUCAUUUACUGCUACGCCCAGAUAUUGAGAAACCUGCAAAAAUGCAAAAAUCGGAACAAGAUCAAGGCGAUCAAGAUGAUUUUCAUCAUUGUCAUUGUUUUCUUCCUCUUCUGGACUCCCUUCAACGUCGCGCUGUUCCUGGACUCCCUGCAGAGCCUGCACGUCAUCAACGACUGCCAGGCGAGCUACCGGAUAGCCCUGGCCCUGCAGCUGACAGAGGCCAUCUCCUUCAUCCACUGCUGCCUGAACCCCGUCAUCUACGCCUUCGCCGGGGUGACGUUCAAGGCCCACCUGCGAGGAGUGCUGCAGUGCUGUGCCCGU